Molecule: messenger RNA, 1547 nt
Organism: Stomoxys calcitrans (stable fly)
Lineage: Eukaryota; Metazoa; Arthropoda; Insecta; Diptera; Muscidae
Exons: 6
Coding region: 123-1412 (429 amino acids)
Biological process (GO): trans, trans-farnesyl diphosphate biosynthetic process
Cellular component (GO): cytoplasm
Molecular function (GO): dimethylallyltranstransferase activity; (2E,6E)-farnesyl diphosphate synthase activity
Source: RefSeq, a predicted model, not a curated record
AUAUGUUUUUUGUAACUCGAACACAUAGCAUUGUUGCAGUCGGAAAAAAGAGAAAUCGGAGCGCUCCAGUUUUUAGUCAACAAAAAUUAAAUUAAAUAAAAAAGAAAGCAAGUCCACAAAUAAUGUUGCGUUCUUUAUUGACCAAGUUGCCACGCAACUUAAGUACUACCGGCUAUGCGGUUUCCAAUACAGGGGGUGCGGCCUUGAACCGUCGAUAUAUUUCUACCAGUGAAAACGUACAAAAGUCUGAUAAUAACCGAACAAGUGAUCCUGAUCGUAUAGGAGGACUGCCAUUGGAUGUAAUAAACAAACGCAAGUGGCAGAAAUCUUCAAGAACAUUAUCAACGCUACAAAAUCAUUCGGUCCCAGCAGCAUCUCGUACUACAGUGUCAGCAGAUGAAAAUCGAGACUUUAUGGCUGUAUUUCCAGAUAUUGUGCGAGACUUGAAAGAAAUCACCGACAAAUAUAAUCCCGCAGAAAUUUCGUCAUGGUUUGAACGGUCGUUAAAAUAUAAUAUACCCCAUGGCAAACUAAAUCGUGGCCUACUUACUGUUCUAACAUAUAAAAAUCUGGUCCCAGCCAAGGAGCUAACGCCGGAGAAUGUUAAAUUGGCCCAAAUUCUAGGUUGGUGUGUGGAAAUUUUGCAUGCCUUCUUUUUGGUCAACGAUGAUGUUAUGGACAAUAGCUCGACGCGUCGAGGACAAACCUGCUGGCAUAAAAUGCCCGAUGUUGGUCUAAUCGCACUCAAUGAUGCUCUAAUGAUGGAAAAUGCCCUUUAUGCAUUGCUCAAAAAGUACUUUAGAACUGCCGAUUGUUAUGUGGACCUCAUGGAAUUGUUCCAUGAAAUAACAUACAUCACUGCCUGCGGUCAAUGUUUAGAUUUGCUAAAUGCCAACAAUGAUGUUUUAUCAUUUUCCAUGGAGAAGUAUAAUGCCACGGUAGCAAACAAGACUGCUUAUUAUACCUUCUAUUUGCCUUUUGCUUUGGCUAUGCACUUAGCUGGCAUCAAGGAUCAGGAAGCUUUUCGGCAAUCCAAGACUAUUUUACUAGAAAUGGGUCAUUUCUUUCAAGUUCAAGAUGAUUUUUUGGAUUGCUUUGGUAAUCCCAAAAUAACAGGCAAAAUUGGUACUGACAUACAGGAUAACAAAUGCUCCUGGUUGGCGGUGGUUUGCAUGCAAAGGGCUAGUGAUGAGCAGAAACAAAUCAUGAGGGAUUGUUAUGGAAGAAAUGAUGCUGAGAAAGCGGAAAUUGUAAAGGAGCUAUACAAAAGUCUAGGUCUUCCCAAUACAUAUGCCAUCUACGAAGAGGAAUCCUACAAUAUGAUUAAAACUCACAUACAACAAACGUCUCGCGGUGUGCCACAUUGCAUAUUUUUGCAAAUUCUUAAUAAGAUAUAUCAACGCGAUUCAUGAGCACUAUUCCUACAUAGCACCCACCCAGUUUAGUCAAAAACAUGCACGAAAUAUUUUAGAUGUAAUUUUUUUUAUUAGCUUAUUAUAGAAUGGUCAUACAACGAAAAUAAAACGGUCUUGUACAUAGAAAACAAA